Messenger RNA from Suillus clintonianus, 2410 nucleotides. RefSeq lists its product as uncharacterized. The transcript has 6 exons. Gene Ontology annotation, molecular function: protein binding. Lineage: Eukaryota; Fungi; Basidiomycota; Agaricomycetes; Boletales; Suillaceae. Bases 89 to 2053 code for a protein of 654 amino acids. The record is from RefSeq and is a predicted model, not a curated record.
ACGAGAGCUCACCGCACCUUCAAAUACAUUCAGAGAAUACUUCUCCCGUACUUGACUACUUACCGAUUUCGCCUGUGGAGACGCAAGCAUGGCUUCCGCAUCAACAAAGGCAGAUGCUACAAAAUCAAUUCUGGAACUGGUAACGACUUUGAACAGUCAUGAACAGGACUCCGAUAUUUCAUCCAUAUCCUACUUUCCUGAUGGUCAGCGAAUGAUCAGCGGAACUGAGGAUGGGACCACUCGGCAAUGGGAUCUGAAGGCGGGUAGGGAGAUUGAGGAAGCGCGGGAUGUUUGGAACAAGAGGUUGGAGGUAUGGGCAGUUGCAGUAUCGAGGGAUGGUCGAUGGGUUGUGACUGCAGGUGGAGAUGAUGACACCGGGGAACUGAAAGCCUGUGAAGUUGAGACGGGGAUUGUGAAAGAAUUCAAAGGCCACUCCGAGAAGAUCCAGAGUAUUGAUAUAUCCGCGGAUAGCAAGCUGCUGGCGAGUGGGUCAUUUGAUGAAACAGCGCGGAUAUGGAACUUGGAGACCGGCAAACUCGUGUUUGGUCCAUUUGAGAGCGAUGAAUUUGUGGGCGCAGUUCGAUUCUCGAUUGAUUCUAAGAAGCUCGCAAUCAACUCAUUUAGCGGGACGCGCCUUCAUGUCUGGGAUGUCAAAACACAGAAAUUGGAUGCCAGGUUAGGGACAGCAGUGGACGCCGAUGGAGCAGGAUACACAGAUGCACCAAUUUUUUGGACAAACAAAAACAAAAACAUAUUGGCCGUAUUUAGAUUCACGGACGAUGACGACGCCACCACGAUCUACGAGUUCGACGCAUCGACAUUGGAGACUGUCGGAACUCCCUUCGAAGGGCACACUGACCAGAUCAACGGUCUAGCACUUUCAUCUGACUGCACUCUCCUUGCUGGCUCUUCCUACGAUAACACCGUCAAGCUCUGGGCCUUCGAGUCCCGCCAACUCCUCGCUUCCUUCGACGUUCAACGUCCCCGCGCCCUUGUCCUCUCACCCGACUCGAGCCAACUAGCUUACGUGACACCCAGGAACUUUCGCCAACGUAGUUACGCUGACUACGAGAUCAAUAUAUGCAACAUUCCACCCGACAUCCUUGCUCAGGCCCGUACCAGUGCACAAAACAACUUGAAGUCAACCAUCACUGAUAUACUAAGAUCUGAUGCAACUCGUCCUCCUCCUGCUGUGCGCCGGAGACCACCAAUACCUGCCAUACCUAUGUCGCAGAGACCACCGCCCACAAUCAACCCGCAUCAACCCAUUUUCCUUCGCCUCCGCAACCUUCUUCCCUUUCCUUCUCGCACGAAUGCAGUUCCGGCUGUUCAGAACAAUCAGACUCGGGGUCCUCUAGAUUUCCCUGCUACAUCCGCCCUACCAUCCAAUGCCGCCCUCUCAGUGCAGCCCACAGCUCGGAUUGAAAGUUUUGAAAUAAGUUCUCCGCCUCCCCCUUCGAACGGAGUCGCACGAUUUAUGCGGGAGCACCUUUCUUUCCUUGUUCCAAGGCAUAGCCAUGGGCCGCCAGUUAUUGAUGUCGCAGCCGGGCGGAAGUUCACUGUAACGCACUUUUUUCUUACAUCUCGGUUUCCCUUCCUGAUUUGUGCCCUCCAGCGGCUAGCUGCUGCCAAAUUACCGGAAUACAGAAAGGCAGACGACACCCGAUACCCGUCUGGGCAGCGGGACAUCGAGUCAUCUGACAAUGAUUCGCUCCCGGACGUGCAUUGGUUCAAGGCGUUCCUCUGCUAUUAUUCGUGCUGGUCUCAUGGGAGACUGAGGAAGCCUCCUCGAUGGCGCCUGGAGCGUGUCGAUAUACCCCGCCAGGAUGGUGCAGCAAAUAGCAGCCAUGGUGUGACUAGCCAGCCACAGCCGAGGGCAGGACCAUCUCGCCAUGAGAACAGUGUUGAUAUUCUCAAUCGAGUCGCUGUGCGUCCUCCCAGGGUCCAGCACGAAGAGAUUGAAUUGAAACCAAUGGCUAAUCGGUCUCAGCCAGAGGCUGGACCAUCUCGCCUUGUGAUCAUUGACGAACACCUAGAGGCACAGUCCUCGUAGUGAAUACGUCAUUCGUUGAGCAUUUCAUCUGUCGAGUCUAGCAUUGUACCAGUAGCUUUUAUAACACAUUUUGCCCUUACCUUCGUGUACCUGCAUCUGGCAUUUCUUGGCUCUCAGAUCAUGCUCAGCCGCCCUGCGAUCAUCCCCGCAGCCCGCCACACCUCACAAUACGUGGUAUGUAUAGGGACGGGUAUUGUACAGGCAUUGCCUAUAUGGACAUGUGGUAUUGCACCCCUUACUGUCGAUCAGCACGAAAUUUAAUGCACAUUUCCUGACGUCAACAGCAGAAGACUCGUUUGAUUUCUCUUUCCAUCAUACAUUACGCCUCGUUCGUCCAAGAGGUGUUGGAUAACUUCA